GAGGGGAGAAGUGCAUUGCUUAUGAGCGUUCAACAGAGCCGAUGAAUACAGACAAAUUAUUGCUUUAGGUUUAUUCAUUCUUGCCUGGUUUUAAUAUGAACGUGAACCGCAGCCUUUGGAGUCCAUCAGCGGAACAAUUCAACGGGCAUCGGAGUUGAAAUCGCGACGAAAGGUUUCCGAGCAAGGGGAUGAAGAGAACCGCUGGAAGUGAACGGUGAUUUCUCUUCUCAGGCGUUUAUUCAAUUUCUGCACCUGCUAUGAAAGGAAUAUCGCCUUAAACACAACAGGGGCUUCUCAGAGUAUAUCAAGAAGAAAAAUAUCAAUUUCGAUUGUAAACGCCAAAGACUAUUCGCUGGAUUUAUGGACAUUAAUCCGAAUCUGAGUUUAUUUAAUUGGCAAAGCACUUAUUUAUUGGAUUCGUGUCAGCUGUGGUAUAUAAUAAGCUAUUUUUACUGAAGUCUGCAGUUGCCUACUAAGCCUUACUCGAAGAUUAUUCCAGUAAGCAAACCCGGAGCGACGGAAUCAUUUACGGUAGUUCAAAACGCAGUUAACGGAGUGCAAUUGUCACACGGCUUUUUUUUUUUUUUUUUUGGGAACAGCUCCGCACUUUGACCCGCAGUCGUCUCUAAAUCAGAUCGGAUUAAUAAUAAUAAUUAUAAUAAUAAAAAAGGAAAUCUGGAAGUCCUUCUUUUAAUUGAAAGCAAAGGGGAAAGUGCCCAACGAACCUGCAGAAGAGGCUGAUUUUGGAUGACUUUUACCAUUUUUUUAUUCUCGCGCGGGACGUAAAACGCAGAUAAAAGGAAAUAAACGUAUAAUAAGUCGAAUCUACCAGGGAUUAUACAUUUUCCAUUUUACCUGAGAAAAGAUUGAGAUAUUUUUUAUUUUUGUCUUAUUCUUUCCUUUAUUCUGUUCGGCCGCUGCGCACGUUCCCACAGUCCCGUCAGCAGGAACCUGCAUGGAAAUCUAGUCAGCACCACAGAGCAAUAUAUGGUUGGCCUUGGAAAACCAGGGGCUGUAGAAUCUUACCUGCGUCUUCGCAGUCAUGCUGGCCUGCUUGCAGAGGAGGCAGAAUCCUGCACCCCAGCACGCCACGGCUGCUUGCAGCAGCAACAAGAGUCUUGAGCCAACGCAACACAUCAACCGCAAAUGUGAACUGACUGUCCCCAUGUCUACCCCACGCUACCCCAGCGCAGCAGAGCUGGAUGCCUAUGCGCAGAAGAUGGCCAACAACCCACUAUCCAUCAAGAUUUUCCCCACGAACAUCAGGGUCCCACAACACAAGCACCUUAACCGGACUGUGAACGGAUAUGACACCACUGGACAGCGGUACAGCCCCUACCCCCACCUCCACACUGGAGGCUACCAUGGUCUGCUGGCAAUCGUCAAAGUCUCAUCAUCCUCAUCUUCUUCAUCCUCAUCAUCUUUUGUACCAUCAAAGGGCGUUCUCAAAAACUCAGAGGGCAGGAGGACUAAGUUGUCUCCCGCGCAGAUAGCAGUGGCUCCUUAUCCGCCUCCAAACAGCAGCACUUUAGGUCAUUGCCAUGGACAGAUCAUGUACCACGCAGGACCUCCCAAACCCCCAGAGUCCACCACUCUAUCAGUUCCUCCCAAUGUCACUGUGGCAGGCUCCGUGAUCCCUGUGGCAGGGGGCCGGGGGCUGAAUGUCCCCCCUCAGUCAAACCUUCCCUCAAUCCAGAGCAUAAUUUAUCAGAUCAACCAGCACUGCCAAGCCCAGGCUCUGCAGCAGGUAUGUCAAAAUGGAACAUCUAUGGGACCCCUGAACCCCAGCCCAUGCAAACAGGGGACCACCAACUCCUCAGGAGGAACUUAUGUCAAUAGUGUGGCUCCACAAGGAAACAUGGCCUAUUCAGGGACGGUGCUAGCAGGACAGAAUGGGGAGGUGAUAAAGGCUGGAGUGUAUCCUGAAGGUAUGGACUAUCUGCUGUGGCAGAAGCAACAGCAGCAGCAGGCAGUGUUGAGGAUGUACAGUGGAGGAAGUGGAGGAGGAGGAGCUGUCAGCAAGUCGCCCGAAACAUGUGCCCUAGGCGCAUCCACCAUGCUGGGUGGGGCGCAGGUGUCCUACUCUAGAGGUUAUCCAAUGACGGCCAGUAUGAGUGGCGGGGGUGGGCUUGACAAGGUCAGCUCCUCCCCUUUGAACUGUGUGGGGAUGCAUGGGAAUUUUUCCGUUGGGCAGUAUUUCGCCCCUCCUUGGAACAGUGUUCUGGUUACCCCAGACAGUGACUGCUACAACCCUCAAGAGUUGCCAGGAGCUACCACCACGGCUGGAUCGGCAACAGGGCACAGAGAGCUGGGUUUCCCCCACCAUCACCAACACCCUCAUCAUAAUCACCACCACCAUCAUCAUCAUCAUCACCCUGCCAUAGACAGCACAGGUGGUUUGUGCUGCAGUUUGCCCAGUAAAAGCCUGUGUAAUACGUCAGUGUUGAGCAGCAGUCUGCAAUCAUUAGAAUACCUGAUCAAUGACAUCCAUCCUCCCUGCAUCAAGGAGCAGAUGUUGGGGAAGGGAUACGAGACGGUGUCUGUACCGAGACUGUUGGACCACCAGCAUGCACACAUCCGCCUCCCUGUUUACAGAUAAGAAGAGGUUUACUGGGUGGCAGCGGGUCAAGCUGACCAAUAUAAAGACCUACUGGGAAAUCUUUAAUCAAAAGCUGCAAAUGUUGCCAUUGUGGAUUGCUUAGAUUCGCUGUGGAAUUUUCAUGAUACUGCUUUAAGCAGAUGGAGAAAAUCUGGAUAGAAAUACAGAAUGAAUGCUGGAAAGCUAAUUGGUGUCUCUCAGCUUAGAGCUGGGAGAGAAUGGCUGGCUGUGAAAUGGAAUGUUGAAAGAUUCGAAAUGCGGAUUCUGUGGUUCUUUUUUGUUUUUGCUUGUUUUCCAGUUGUUUCUUUUUGUGAUUUUUUUUUUCUUCUUCUUUUAAUUAUUUUAUGAGACUAAUAAUAAUUUUUUUUUGGUGAGAGUCAAUGGUUGAAAUGAAGUAAAAUAUGGUAUCCUCUCCUCCUGACAUAUUGAGUAACUCGUGAUUAACAUGAUGAAGAUGACUGUCUUAAAAUUACAAUAUCUAUAAAAGUAUAUGGCUAAACCUGUACUCACAAAACACUGUAAGAGGUAAAGGCAUGCACACAUUGCAGAAUUGCAAAGAUCAAACAGCAGCAAGAUCAGUGCUUUUAGGUGAAGUUAAUGGAUAUUUCAUUGAAUAAAAAAAAUACAUUAAAAAAAGCUUAGCGGUAAUAAUUAGGGUUUUUCAUAGAAAGUGCACUGCUUGAGGUGUGAUAUUUUAACAUGAAAGUACUGGGAGGUUGGAAAUUAGAAGUAUGAAUAUAAUGUAUUUAAAGAACUUGAAGACUUGAACCUAUUUUUGUUUUAUAUAUUUGUAGUAUAUAAUAUGCAUUGGCUGCUAAGGGAAUAAGAGUGUAAAUGCUUAGGGUUUUUUAAUGUUUUAUUUUGUUUUGAUUUUAUUCUCCAUUGGCUGCAGUAAAGUUUCAGCUGUUCUCAAGGAUUAACCACCAUUGAGAGCCAAAUUAACAGAAUCUGCUCAUUUAUUUACCUACACUGGAAUCCACACUCUCCAAAUACACAAUUUUAAAGGUUACAAAAAAUGUUGCUCUAAAAAUGAGACUGCCCUCAUUAACAAGUUGGGGCCUAUCUGCCUUUUUGGCGUGUUUUUAGAUGGAACAUUCGUAUAAAAACAUAUUCUAACUUAAAUCUGAUUUCAAAUUCUGGAAAUGAGCUGUCUGUUGUCUUUAGAGCUGAAUGUUUUAAUUGGUUUGGGAACAAAUGACUCCUCCCACAUUGCUUUCAAUCAGAGCGGUGUGAAAGCUAUAGCUUCUAGUAUUGUCACACUCAAGUAAGCAAAGACCUGAGGGGAGCUGACCUAUCAAAUGUGUCACUUGACCAUUCCUCUUUUUGAAUAGAUAAAAACAAUCAUUGUGUGGUGCCUCUCUCAUCUAGAGAUGGAAGGAGAGAGGGUGAGAUGUUUCUCUCAGCUCUGUGCUAGCGGUUUAAGCAGGGUUGAGGCCGCUCAUAAGCUUUGUCUCGACACUGAAAUAUUUAUUCCGACUGUGACUUUCCUGUGAAUGUACUGCACUUAGUUUACUGAGAAGACUAAUGCCUUGUGGGACAGAGAGGGGGGAAAUAAAGAAAAUCUGGAUGGGCAGAGCAGUUCCCGGCGUUAAAUUAACAUUUCUUUUGUCAGUCAAAUUUCAGCUGUAAAUUGAAUUUAGAAACUCGAGCAAGGCAACGGGGGGUUUCUGUUGGAGGCAAAAGCUGGCUACAGUCUAGAUUUAUGAAGUGCAAUUAUUAUGACUGUAUUAACAAUUUUGUUUUCUCUGAGCUUACACCAAAAAAAUGUAAACUACAGCUGUGUCUACAUUCCCAAUGUACCACAUACUCGUUCCCUUCUUGUUUUGAGGUGCGAAAUAAACUGAUUUCAAGAAUUUAUUGAAAAACCCAAUUCUUUGUUUUGGCCUUGUUUUUAUUUAAAAAAGUAUUUCCUGAAAUGAAUAAAAAGCCAUUAUAUUCUCAUGCACACACUGAACUAGUUUGGAACAGGGAAAAUGAAUUAUCUCUAGCAUUGGGCUUUUCACAUCUGGGUUUACACGUUCCUGGAUUUUGUUCCUUAUCUACACUGCUCAAACUUUACCUUCAGGUUUUGACCUUCACAUUUCGAGAUUUCAAAC
Molecule: messenger RNA, 4695 nt
Organism: Xyrauchen texanus (razorback sucker)
Lineage: Eukaryota; Metazoa; Chordata; Actinopteri; Cypriniformes; Catostomidae
Gene: fam222aa
Product: family with sequence similarity 222 member Aa
Exons: 3
Coding region: 1043-2599 (518 amino acids)
Source: RefSeq, a predicted model, not a curated record